Molecule: messenger RNA, 1060 nt
Organism: Mollisia scopiformis
Lineage: Eukaryota; Fungi; Ascomycota; Leotiomycetes; Helotiales; Mollisiaceae
Product: cyanamide hydratase
Exons: 1
Coding region: 187-912 (241 amino acids)
Source: RefSeq, a predicted model, not a curated record
CGUAGUGCCACCUACUGCACGCGAUUUAUCAGCACAAUGCCGAUGCCCGAAAUAGGAAUUUCAUAUCCCGAUUAUUUUCUCUGCCACUGAGUAAAUGCAGUAUAAAUCCAUUGUUUUCAACUUCAUGUCUGUCCCAAUUUAUCAAACAGCUUCUCCCUCUUUACUAGACCUAACUCCAACAAAAUCAUGAGCAAUCCUUCUAUAGAGAAAUAUGGUUGGACUGCAGUCCCCCGUAAAGUCUCAACUCUCCUCUCGCAGUCUGAAUCCUCGUCUAAUCAGCCAAAAUCCCUAUCCACAUCGACAAUCCCGCUUCCCGACUCGCCCCUCGUGAAAGCGGUUCAGGAAUAUGCCAAAGCAGAAUUGCCAACCGAGACCUACAAUCACAGCAUGCGAGUCUUCUAUUAUGGAGAAGCCAUCUUAACUCACGCCUUCCCGUCCUGGUCCUCGCCGUCGUUCAACGAGACUUAUUUCAUGACCUGCCUGUUACACGACAUCGGUACCACAGACAAGAAUAUCCACGCCACUCUGAUGUCUUUUGAAUUCUACGGUGGGCUGAUUGUUCUUGAUCUUCUGAAGAAGCUCGAUGCUCCAGUCCCGCAGGCUGAGAAUGUAGCCGAAGCCGUGAUUCGGCAUCAAGAUCUUGGGGAGACGGGGACGCUGACCAGGAUUGGCGCUUUGAUACAAUUGGCAACUAUCUUUGAUAACAUGGGAGGAAAUCCGCAAUUGGUGGACAAAAGUACGAUUGAGGAUGUGGUGAAGACGUAUCCGAGGAUGAAAUGGAGUAGUUGCUUUGCGGCGACGAUUCGGAGAGAGAACGGACUGAAGCCUUGGGCUCACACGACACACCUUGGGGAGAGGGACUUCCCCGAAGGCGUUGAGAACAACAAGCUCAUGGCACCUUAUGAUGGCUAAUUGGUACUGAAGAACCUAUAAUAGAUGGGCAUUUGAGGUAGUUUGGAGCAGAUAAAGGUAAUGAAUAGGGUUUGUGGUGAAGGCGUUGGAAAUUAUGUAUAAAUAGGCACAGAUAUAUAAUUUACUACAUGGCAACGUUAUCAAAAAU